Dibothriocephalus latus is the source of this 507-nucleotide messenger RNA. Lineage: Eukaryota; Metazoa; Platyhelminthes; Cestoda; Diphyllobothriidea; Diphyllobothriidae. The record is from the annotation of a GenBank genome assembly.
AUGCGUAGGUGCGUACUCGCACCGCACCAACCACCUACGCCCUACGCCGCCUCCGGUCUUCUUGACUUUGUCUUGACACCGGGCACUCCAAACCACAACAAGACUACGACUGAGCCACCUCCGACUAACCCGCCUAUCCCUGAGGAGCCGUCCGUGAAACCUGCUACGACCAACUGCACCGCUAUCAACCCCUCCGACUUCGCCCAACGCUCCCAGAACCUAGUAGCAUCCCUCCAGCGGUUGGUGGACCUUCGCAAGCAGAUUAAGCGUCGGUAUCAGACAGUCAGUGCGUCACAGAAGAAAGUCGCCGACGCUCUGCAUCGUUGGUGCCCCUUCGAACAGCAGGCGCCGCCGUUAGCAGACACAGUGCAGGUCCGGAUUAUUGUUUGUGAACCCGUUUUCCGGUCGUUUUGUCUUGCUUUUUUUCUCCCCGCGCCUACUCUAAACUGCUGUGUCACGCACAUUACCUCGCUGGCGAGCGUUGGGCCCACUUUUAAGCGCCUAUAA